CUUCCACAACCAGCCAACUGACGAACGAACGAACGAAUUUCCACUCCUUUGCAAAGUUCAAUUCAAUCGAUCCUUUGCGCCAUUAAUUCUUCUUCUCCACCCUCUUCCUCGGAAUCUCCACACAAUGUCCUCACCACGCCCCUCCUCCCCCGUCAACAGCCCAGCCGGCGCCCUCGGCUCCAGCACCGGACGCCCUUCAUCCCCUACUCCUCCUGGCGGACCCAAGACUGCGAUCCGGCGUCGUGCGGCGGCCGAUCAGAAGGAUAAGGUUGCUAAUGCGCGGCCGAGCUCUACGCGGGCGGCUGGUGCGGGGGGGAGUAGUAGUACGAUGUUGAAGCUCUACACCGAUGAAUCCCCGGGACUGAAGGUCGAUCCUGUUGUUGUGCUUGUGUUGUCCUUGGUGUUCAUCUUUAGUGUUGUGGCUUUACAUAUCAUCGCGAAAGUUACACGUAAAUUCUCGAGCUAAGCGGAACACGAGAAGGGGGAGG
Messenger RNA from Mollisia scopiformis, 488 nucleotides. Its product is annotated as Pre protein translocase Sec Sec61-beta subunit. Bases 125 to 466 code for a protein of 113 amino acids. The transcript is spliced from 4 exons. Gene Ontology annotation, biological process: intracellular protein transport. The record is from RefSeq and is a predicted model, not a curated record. NCBI's taxonomy places the organism in Eukaryota, Fungi, Ascomycota, Leotiomycetes, Helotiales, Mollisiaceae. Gene Ontology annotation, cellular component: Sec61 translocon complex.